AUGUCAGACGCACCAACUAUCACCAUCGGACACAAAGCCCAUAGACCAACGACCGCCAGAACACAAGGUGAAAUCAAUGCUAACGCCAGAGCUGGUGGUACUGCAGGUGAUCGUAAGAUGGGACAAGCCAACAAAGGUCACCAAGGAACUGACCACCAAAGAAUUGCAAAGUUAGACAGAGAGAAUGAAGUUGCGCCACCACCAAAGAUUUCACUCUCUGUUGGAAAGGCUAUCAUGCAAGGUAGACAAGCAACUGGUUUAACUCAGAAGGAUUUGGCCACACGCAUCUCUGAGAAGCCAUCUGUCAUCCAAGAAUAUGAGUCCUCAAAAGCCACACCAAACCCACAAAUAUUGGGUAAAUUAGAAAGAAUACUAAAGAUAAAGCUUCGCGGAAAGGACAUUGGCGCACCAUUAGGGGGACCAAAGAAGAGCGCUUAA
Wallemia mellicola CBS 633.66 is the source of this 438-nucleotide messenger RNA. RefSeq lists its product as hypothetical. The record is from RefSeq and is a predicted model, not a curated record. Lineage: Eukaryota; Fungi; Basidiomycota; Wallemiomycetes; Wallemiales; Wallemiaceae. Gene Ontology annotation, cellular component: nucleus. The transcript is spliced from 7 exons. The coding region runs from base 1 to 438 and encodes 145 amino acids. Gene Ontology annotation, molecular function: DNA binding.